AUGAGACGUACAAGAAGAGCCACAGCUACUAGACCAACUUCAACUAGAAGAAAUUUAAGAAGUACUAUGGUUGGGAAUUUAAAAGCUGCUUUUCAACAAAGAGAUUCAACUCAAGUAGUGUUGAAUGCUACUGAAACAGUACAAUUAGCUAUUCCAGCAAAUACUAAUGGUGCUACAACUGUAAUGAAUGUUACUAAAUUACUUUGCGGCAUGGAAUUCUUCCAAUAUUAUGCUGGAAUGUAUGAUCAAUUUAAAAUAGAUGGAGUGUCAGUGUCAGCUGAAAUUGUUUACAAUACAUUUGGUCAAGCUGCAAUGACAUUUCCUAAUGUUAUCACUGCAUGGGAUAGAAAUGGUAUAGAUAAAGCAGUAGCAAGUCAAGUAACACAAGAAGGACAAAGUGUAUUAAGUAAUGUACCAAUAGUACCAGGUCCUUAUCAAGUGAGUUCAUAUUCAAGUGCAGUAAGUAGAGCAUAUUAUCCAGGAGCUAGAUGGGUAUUACAAGAAGACCUUUUGCAUCUUCAUUACAAGAGAAGAGUAUUUAUCUUCCAACAGUAA
Entamoeba histolytica HM-1:IMSS is the source of this 555-nucleotide messenger RNA. RefSeq lists its product as uncharacterized. The transcript has a single exon. Lineage: Eukaryota; Evosea; Mastigamoebida; Endamoebidae. Bases 1 to 555 code for a protein of 184 amino acids. The record is from RefSeq and is a predicted model, not a curated record.